Aphanomyces invadans is the source of this 909-nucleotide messenger RNA. RefSeq lists its product as hypothetical. The record is from RefSeq and is a predicted model, not a curated record. The coding region runs from base 1 to 909 and encodes 302 amino acids. The transcript has 3 exons. Lineage: Eukaryota; Oomycota; Saprolegniomycetes; Saprolegniales; Verrucalvaceae.
AUGGCCACAGACCCGGCCGCGGAUUUUCUCGAGUCCAUCACGCGCCAUGGAGGAGAGGGGUGUUCGACUUUGGAUCUCAUGAAGCGACUUGAGCCGCAGACAUUCUCCCAAGACACGAUCAAGGAAAUGGAGCACAUCAUCACGACAGACAAGCAGCACAAACAAGCACAACGUAUUCGACGGGGGGAAGCGCUCAUAGCUGACAUCACCAAGUUGGGCGACGUCGAAGAAGCCCGCAAUAAACUCCGCGUUGUGUUCAUACCAGACAAGCCCUUGCCGCGUGUUCUGCGAAGGAGCAAACUCGUCGGGGCUGACAAGAAGGUGAUCACAUCCCUCGUGCGGCCGCUGUCCCCGAGCGAAGACGACGCUUACAGCAUCGCAACUCGGUCUAGCACCGCAGGGGACGCGUCUGGCUGCAGUUUGGCCACGACAAGGGCCACGACAAAGCGAAGUGGCAAGGGAAAAAAUACCCAAGAUCCAACUGAAGAAACGCCAGCUCAACAGAACAACACAAAGGCGAGAGAAUUUCGUCAAGACCCACUUUCCUGCAACGAUGACGAGCAAGUGAACGCGCUGAAAGCAGCACGAACGCACCUCGAGGACGACUUGCUGAAAGUGACGAAGAAACUCUUCCGCAAGUACGAGCGACAAGUGUUUCCCGGCAUCCACAGCAAGGCGGCGACGUACCAAACUCUGCACAAGAAGUGGUCUGAGCCCAACCUGACCGACGCCGCCAAGUACCGCGCUUACAUGGACGGUCGGUUUGCUACCAGCAACAACUUGGAGUUUUUCAAAAAGACGGCCGAUCCUCGAGACAACACCAAUAGCUUUCACCGGAUACAUCGGCAGCACACCAAAUAUGGCGACUCGCUUGCGUUUGCCAAGCACAGCCUGCGCGAUAAGUUCUAA